AUGAAUCAAUUCUUAAGGACGAAACUAUUAAAUGAAGUUGAAGGUUCAUGUACAGGUAAAUUUGGUUAUAUAAUGUGUGUUUUAGAUUGUAUGAGUAUUGAUAUUGGUAAAGGUAAAAUUAUUCCAAGUGAUGGUUCAGCAGAAUUUGAAGUUAAAUAUAGAGCUGUUGUUUGGAAACCAUUUAAAGGUGAAGUUGUUGAUGGUGUUUGUUCACAAGUUAGUAAAUUAGGUUUUUUUGUUGAUGUUGGUCCUUUAUCUGUAUUUGUUUCAACUCAUUUAAUACCUUCAGAUAUGUCAUUUAAUCCAAGUUCAAAUCCUCCAGCUUAUCAAUCUGAUGAUCAAGUUAUAGAAAAGGGAAGUAGAGUUAGACUUAAGAUUGUGGGGACAAGAGCUGAUGUUAAUGCUAUUUAUGCUAUUGGAAGUAUAAAGGAAGAUUUCUUAGGUGCUUUAUAA
This is a messenger RNA of Hansenula ciferrii, 453 nucleotides long. It is a transcript of the gene RPB7, whose product is annotated as DNA-directed RNA polymerase II subunit RPB7. The coding region runs from base 1 to 453 and encodes 150 amino acids. The transcript has a single exon. Gene Ontology annotation, molecular function: translation initiation factor binding; single-stranded DNA binding; single-stranded RNA binding. Lineage: Eukaryota; Fungi; Ascomycota; Saccharomycetes; Phaffomycetales; Wickerhamomycetaceae. The record is from RefSeq and is a predicted model, not a curated record. Gene Ontology annotation, biological process: positive regulation of translational initiation; transcription initiation at RNA polymerase II promoter; DNA-templated transcription. Gene Ontology annotation, cellular component: RNA polymerase II, core complex; P-body.